AUGACAACAGAACUAGCGCCAAAACCGCAAGACCCAGAAAUUAAACCAGAACCCUCGCAAUCCAUAGAUCCUACAAAUUUACCUGAAUCAGAAAUUGAUUCAAAAUCAUUAGAUGAAAUACAAAUACUAUAUAAUCAAUUACAAGAAAAAUUUAAAAUUGUAUUUACAGAACUGAAUAGAUUAUUUGAAAAUGAAAGAAAUCAGCGGAAAACAUUAGCAUAUUAUCAAAGACGAAAUCAAGCUAUAUUAGAUAUUCUUGAGAAAUUUGAAGAAGAAGAAGAAAAUGAAGAAAAUGGAACAAAAGAUGAUGAUACGUCGAAAGAAAUUGAAAAUAAUCGAAUAAAACAAAUAAUAUCGAAAGUUCCAAGAUUGAAAAAUACAUUAUCAAAAUUAAUUGAUUCAGAUCAAUUUAAACCUGAUUCAAAUACUUUAUUAAAUUUAUAUUUAAUUGAAAAAAUACCAGAUUUAGUAAACGAUGAAUUUAUACUGUUAGAAAUAAAUCCUCAAUCUGCAGAUUUAUGGUGUAAUAAAAAUACUCCUUUUAUAAAUGGAGAUUAUAAACCAAUAACUUUAGAAACUUUAAAUAAUUUUAAUGAAUAUUCAGGUACAAAAUUUGAUUUAGGUGUUGAUGGUAAAUUAAUUAUAACUCCACAAGCUGCAAGUUCAUCAAGUAAGAAAAGACGUAGAAAAUAA
This is a messenger RNA of Lodderomyces pseudojiufengensis, 693 nucleotides long. RefSeq lists its product as uncharacterized. The transcript has a single exon. The coding region runs from base 1 to 693 and encodes 230 amino acids. Lineage: Eukaryota; Fungi; Ascomycota; Pichiomycetes; Serinales; Debaryomycetaceae. The record is from RefSeq and is a predicted model, not a curated record.